Molecule: messenger RNA, 3231 nt
Organism: Solea senegalensis (Senegalese sole)
Lineage: Eukaryota; Metazoa; Chordata; Actinopteri; Pleuronectiformes; Soleidae
Gene: pik3c3
Product: phosphatidylinositol 3-kinase, catalytic subunit type 3
Exons: 25
Coding region: 351-2978 (875 amino acids)
Biological process (GO): endocytosis; phosphatidylinositol-3-phosphate biosynthetic process; phosphatidylinositol-mediated signaling
Cellular component (GO): phagophore assembly site; phosphatidylinositol 3-kinase complex, class III, type I; peroxisome
Molecular function (GO): 1-phosphatidylinositol-3-kinase activity
Source: RefSeq, a predicted model, not a curated record
UUUAAGUGCUACAACAUCUAGAAUCGAUUACUACAGCCGGACUGGAUGUCAGUUACUGCGGUGUUGUGUAGCUAACAAAAACACAAAAUCAUGUUCGUCAGACAGCUGUUAAAAUAAUAUUUCCUGUAACAACAGGUGUUCAUAUGUAUAUGUUUUAACCCAGUGCAGGGACUGAAAUCCUCUCUAACCGUGUGGGCUGUGUGUAUGCUGAACUCCGCGGACUGUUUUUGUGCUGCUACGGGGCCCUGUCUCAAAGCCAGCCGCUAGCAGGGGCUUACAAAGCCGUCCGGGGGAUUUCAUGUUGAAGUCGUCCGGUUGUUAGUGAAAACUGGGUGUUUUCCCGUCGGAAGAUGGACACUGAUAAAUUCAACUAUGUUUACAGUUGUGACUUGGAUAUCAACGUUCAACUUAAGAUAGGCAGUUUAGAAGGUAAGCGAGAGCAGAAGAGCUACAAAGCACUGCUUAAAGACCCUAUGCUGCGGUUCUCUGGCCUCUACCAAGAGAAUUGCUCCGACCUCUACGUUACCUGUCAAGUGUUUGCAGAAGGAAAACCGCUCGCCUUACCUGUCCGUACCUCGUACAAAGCAUUCAGCACACGAUGGAACUGGAACGAGUGGCUGCGGCUGCCAGUCAAGUACCCAGACCUUCCCCAAAGUGCCCAGGUUGCACUCACGGUUUGGGACAUAUAUGGGCCUGGCAGAGCUGUACCUGUGGGGGGCACUACUGUCACUCUGUUUGGCAAGUAUGGUAUGUUCAGACAAGGCAUGCAUGACCUGAAAGUUUGGCCAGGUGUAGAGGGAGAUGGAGGAGAGCCCACCACCACACCAGGACGCACCAGCAGCAGCCUGGCAGAGGACCAGAUGGGCAGGCUUGCCAAGCUGACGAAGGCCCAUCGACAGGGUCACAUGGUGAAGGUGGACUGGCUGGACCGGUUGACCUUCAGAGAGAUCGAAAUGAUCAAUGAGAGUGAGAAACGCAGCUCUAACUUCAUGUACCUCAUGGUGGAAUUCCCUCGUGUCAAAACAAAUGAUAAAGAUUACAGUAUCGUCUACUAUGAAAAGGAUGGAGACGACACAUCACCCAUUCUUACCAGCUGCGACAUCGUCAAAGUUCCUGACCCUCAGAUGGGGAUGGAGAACCUGGUGGAGAGCAAGCACCACAAACUGGCCCGUAGCCUCCGCAGUGGGCCGUCAGAUCACGACCUGAAGCCCAACGCUGCAACACGUGACCAGCUAAAUAUCAUCGUGAGUUACCCACCAACCAAGCAGCUGAGCUCUGAAGAGCAGGACCUGGUGUGGAAGUUCAGAUACUACCUCACCACACAGGAGAAGGCUUUAACUAAGUUCCUCAAGUGUGUUAACUGGGAUUUGCCCCAGGAGGCUAAGCAGGCUUUAGAGCUACUGGGGAAGUGGAGGCCCAUGGAUGUGGAGGAUUCCUUGGAGUUGCUGUCGUCCCAGUUCACCAACCCGACGGUCAGACGCUACGCUGUGGCUCGGCUGCAGCAGGCUGAUGAUGAGGACCUGCUGAUGUAUCUUCUGCAGCUGGUUCAGGCGCUCAAAUAUGAGAACUUCGGUGAUAUUCAGGGAGGCCUGGAGCCAGGCAGCAAGAGACACAGCCAGGGACUUUCAGAUGACUCGGCACUGGACAGUUCCCAGAUUCUGUCUGGCACAUCUGUAUCCUCCACUGCUCCACAGAAAGGCAAGGAAGGAGCUGACAGUGAGAGCCUGGAGCAAGACUUGUGUACAUUCCUCAUCUCCCGUGCCUGCAAAAACUCCACACUUGCCAACUACUUGUAUUGGUAUGUGAUCGUUGAGUGUGAAGAUCAGGACACACAGCAGAGAGAUCCUAAAACCCAUGAGAUGUACCUGAAUGUCAUGAGGAGGUUCAGUCAGGCUUUACUCAAGGGGGAUAAGUGUGUGAGGGUGAUGCGGUCACUCUUGGCCGCCCAGCAGACAUUUGUAGACAAACUGGUGCAGCUGAUGAAAGCCGUGCAAAGGGAGAGUGGGAAUCGCAAGAAGAAGACGGAGCGCCUGCAGGCUCUGCUGGCCGACAACGAGAAAGUGAACCUUUCAGAGAUUGAGCCAAUUCCUCUUCCUCUGGAGCCUCAAAUCAAGAUUAGAGGCAUCAUCCCCGAGACAGCAACACUCUUUAAGAGUGCACUGAUGCCAGCCAAGCUGAUCUUCAAGGCUGAGGAUGGAGCCAUGUAUCCAGUCAUUUUCAAACAUGGAGACGACCUGAGACAGGACCAGCUCAUCCUGCAGAUCAUCUCACUCAUGGACAAACUUCUGAGAAAAGAGAAUCUGGACCUGAAGUUGACUCCUUACAAAGUUUUGGCAACCAGCACCAAGCACGGUUUUAUGCAGUUUGUCCAGUCUGUUCCUGUUGCUGAAGUCCUGGCUACUGAAGGCAACAUCCAGAGCUUCUUUAGAAAACAUGCACCAAGUGAAAAAGGUCCAUACGGCAUCAGUUCUGAGGUGAUGGACACCUAUGUUAAAAGCUGUGCUGGUUACUGUGUCAUCACAUACAUCCUGGGAGUAGGAGACCGACAUCUUGACAAUCUGCUACUGACAAAGACCGGGAAGCUCUUCCACAUCGACUUUGGCUACAUCCUGGGCAGAGACCCCAAACCGCUGCCUCCACCCAUGAAGCUGAGUAAAGAGAUGGUGGAGGGGAUGGGAGGCAUGCAGAGUGAACAGUACCAGGAGUUCAGGAAGCAGUGCUACACUGCCUUCCUGCAUCUCAGGAGAUACUCCAACCUGAUCCUGAAUUUGUUCUCUCUCAUGGUGGAUGCCAACAUCCCUGACAUUGCUCUGGAACCUGACAAGACUGUUAAGAAGGUGCAGGACAAAUUUCGAUUGGACCUGUCAGAUGAGGAGGCGGUUCAUUACAUGCAGAGUCUGAUCGAUGAGAGUGUGGGUGCUUUGUUUGCCGCUGUAGUCGAGCAGAUACACAAGUUUGCUCAGUACUGGCGUAGAUGAGCAGAUACUUCUGAGAGGAGAAUGAAGAUUGAACGCACGGCUGAUGACGUGACUGAAGCAGUGUGCGAGAGAACGAAGUGAAGAAACGCAUCGACACUGUAAAAAAUAAAAAAAGGCCAAGAAUGCACUGCCAACUUUCACUGCAAGACGGCUAAACAGGGACAUGAAUACCUUUGUUUGCUUGUGUAUAUAUCAUGUAUAUUAAUUAUUGAAUGAAUGAACUGUAUCGCCAAAUAAAAGACUAUUGAUAGAA